UUUCCAAUAAUUCAUUUUUGAGGCUAGCCUGAAAUACAAGUUUUAUUCGCACGCAGCACUCGUUUUUCUAUGUCAAAGAAAUUUUCGUCGUAAUCAGAGCUCGAUCGCCGACUACUUAUGAUCGUAGGAAAAAUUGAUCUAGUACGAUCGAACAAAGCGGCGAAGGACUGGAUCAAAAAUGCCAGGAAAGCUAACGAUGCUAAAAUGCUGAUUGGAUCGAAAGCUCUGAAACAAAAUGAUAAUUAUUGAUUGAUAGUUUAUGCCGAACCAACCGAACGAUUCAGUGAUCGGUGACGACGAUGUAUUCGAGGAGGAUGAUGAUAUGCGUCCUCAGGUCGUCGGAGUUGUGAAGAAGAAACAGACUCGAGAUAAGAGUCUUGCGUCUGAAGGAGAUAACGGCGUAUCUGUAUUUACUGAUAAGCGCAGGCUAAACUCCACCGGACUGAUAACAGGAUUGGCAGUCAUGGCGUCUCCACGGCCUCAGUCACCCCGUCCAGCUCCAAUUUCGGCAAAAAAAGAAGAUAAAGAAGAGAGCUUUUGGGACAAAAUUGGUACACUUGGCAGGAAGAAGCGUAUAAAGGAGGUGCAAGAGGUACAAGAAGAGGGCAAGCAUGCAAUUGAAUCACCAGGUUUUGCUGCUAUGGUAGAUAUGCCACCAGAGGACUACAAUCUGGAUGAAAAUGAAGAGCGAUCCAUGAUUGCUCCAAAAAGUUUAGAGGUACCCAAAGUCAGGGAACUAAUCCAAGUGUUGAUUGAGUGGAUCAACGAUGAACUGGCUGAUCAGAGGAUAAUUGUUAAGGAUAUCACAGAGGAUUUAUAUGAUGGACAGGUUCUACAGAAACUACUUGAAAAAUUAACAGGUAGUAAAUUAAAUGUUCCUGAAGUUACACAGUCAGAGGAAGGACAGCGACAUAAAUUGUCAGUAGUCUUGAAUACAGCUAAUCGAGUGUUGGACUGUUAUCCUCCUUACAAGUGGAGUGUUGAGUCAAUUCAUUCAAGGAAUAUUGUAGCCAUUCUUCAUCUUCUGGUCAGUUUGGCUCGUCAAUAUCGUGCUCCAGUCAGGCUGCCUGAGUUGGUUUCUGUUUUCGUCGUCGUGGUCACAAAGAAGGAUGGCCAACUCAUCCAUAGAACCGUUAAGGAAGAAAUCACUUCGACUUACGACGAUCUGGGAAUGCGCUGCGAACGCGAUGCUUUCGAUGCUCUCUUUGACUGUGCUCCGGAAAAAUUGGCUGUCGUUAAGAAGUCGCUCGUAACAUUCGUUAAUAAGCAUUUGAGUAAAGUGCAUCUAGAGGUGACAGAUCUUGAUAAUCAGUUUCACGAUGGCGUUUUUCUCAUUUUACUUCUGGGUUUGCUUGAAGGAUUUUUCGUACCAUUGGGCAGCUUUCACUUGACCCCAAAAACACACGAACAUAAAGUUCACAAUGUUGCGUUCGCUUUUGAACUCAUGCAAGACAUUGGGCUUCCUAAACCAAAAGCUCGUCCAGAAGAUAUCGUAAAUUUGGAUCUUAAAUCGACAUUACGUGUAUUAUAUAAUUUAUUCUCCAAAUACAAAGGUAUAAAUUAGAAUAAAAUAUAUGAUUCAUUGUAAAAGAUUUUUCGAAGGUAAACAUAUCUUUUUGAAGUACUUUUGCAAAGCUUGCAUAAUAGAUCAUAUUAUGAAGCUACUCGAAUUUCUAAUGUAAGGCAUAUUUAUGCGGAAUUUAUACUGCAAAAUUAUUUACUAACCAAAGAUGUCUUUUAUAAUUAACUGCCGCUACGUUGCAAAACAUAAUUUAUUUAGAUGGUUGAAAGUAUAUUAAAGUGAACGUGCCUUAUUAUUAAUUAAGACAAUAGACAAAUUUUACUAGGAUUUCAAUGUGAGGAUGCAUAGAAUGUAUUGUACUCUAGUUUUAAAUUCACUUAUGUUUGUCAAUGUACAAAAUCUUUGAUAUAUUAUAUAACAAUGCAUGUUAUUUUAAGUACUUAUUCAUUUCGGAAUAAUAUAUCAUUUUUAUUUCAUAAAUUUAUUCAGAUGUUUUUUUCUAUUUAUUAAUAUAAUGGAUGAUUAUGUUUAUAGUUUUUAUUAACUUAAAAUAUAUAUAAAAGAGAAAUUGUUGAUUUCUCUGGAAUUAUAUUUAAUAUCCUCUUCAUUUCACUCCACAAAGCGGAAGUUUCGCCGACAUCAAUGUGCAUUAGACAGCAUAAAUACUU
Molecule: messenger RNA, 2190 nt
Organism: Phymastichus coffea
Lineage: Eukaryota; Metazoa; Arthropoda; Insecta; Hymenoptera; Eulophidae
Gene: parvin
Product: beta-parvin
Exons: 8
Coding region: 260-1564 (434 amino acids)
Biological process (GO): establishment or maintenance of cell polarity; substrate adhesion-dependent cell spreading; cell projection assembly
Cellular component (GO): focal adhesion; cytoplasm; actin cytoskeleton
Molecular function (GO): actin binding
Source: RefSeq, a predicted model, not a curated record